GACCCAAGAGCCCGCGGCGCCUCAAGCAGCUCAAGCAAGCCACGGAAGACACGAUGCAGCGCCAUUCCCUCGGACCACUCAAAGCACUGGUAAAAGUUCUCACCAAGUUGUGUCUCAACAACAGCAGGGACAUGGCCGACCUCAUUGGCGCUUGCUACAGCUGUUUCAUUCUCGCCGCCGCUCAUCCACUGGUGCUGGCAGUUCUCGCAGCAGGGAAGCAGUACUACGAGAGCUGCAAGGAGGCUGGACGCGACCACACAUACGGCCCACCAUGGACGCACAUGUGGCUGGCGCUGUUGACGGCGCUGCUCGAGCACCCAGAGACCCCCGAGACGUCCAAGAAGGCCUUGAAGGUCUACUGGGAGGCCAACAUCGCAGGAGACAGGAGCUCGCUUCACCAGCUGCAGGACCAGAUACGGUAUUGCAGAAUGCGGCCCACAUACUACAACAAGCGCAAGCAGGCGGUGUGCGAGGCUCUCUUCAAGAUCGGCGGCAAGUACAAACCAGGGGGUCCUCCCAAGGGCGGCACAGUGCACCAGGCAGUGUGCGAGGCCCUCUUCAAGAUCGGCGGCAAGUACAAACCAGGGGGUCCUCCCAAGGGCGGCCUCGAGAGGGAGGCGCUCAAGCUCCUCGGCAGGAUGGGCAUGAACAAAGCGGACGACGAGGACAUGAGCGACGACGAAGAGCUGGAGGGCUAG
This is a messenger RNA of Prorocentrum cordatum, 698 nucleotides long. Lineage: Eukaryota; Dinophyceae; Prorocentrales; Prorocentraceae. The record is from the annotation of a GenBank genome assembly.